Seminavis robusta is the source of this 1729-nucleotide messenger RNA. NCBI's taxonomy places the organism in Eukaryota, Bacillariophyta, Bacillariophyceae, Naviculales, Naviculaceae. The record is from the annotation of a GenBank genome assembly.
CAACGGCAAAAAAAAGACAUCCCCUGUCUACUGUCCUCAUGGGGGUUGGUUUCUUGUCCACUAUCCUCGACCAUCCCCUCGACCAUCCUCCACCAUGUCGACGACGACGACUAGCACCAGCCCUCCUCGUCAGCCAAAGAAAAGCAAAGUUUGGACACUCUGGGAUGUGGAUGGCAUCGACAUGGCCCGCCCUGACACUUUCAUUGCUCGCGAAGGUCUGGUUGAGAAAGCAAUGACUUUGGCCAAAGAGCAUUGCUUUCUGGUGGUGGGAUCACCUCCGGGGACUGGCAAAUCAUCUCUGUCGCAGUUGAUGCUAGAAGAAAUCUUGAAGGCAAAUCGUGAAGCAAAUCGUGAAAGGGGGAAAAUUACCGGAUUCUAUCUGCGCAAGUCAUCGAAGAAAGAAGGGUUUUGUUUGUAUGAAUACGUAAAAGAGAAAACAGGGGUAUGCUUUGACAAUAAGACUCUUGGAGAAGAGGUAAAGGAUUGUUCGGAGGUCUGGCUUUUGUUUGAUGAUGCACAGAAACUGUACCUGGAAAGUUGUGACGAUUUCUGGGAGGAUGUUGUGAAGGAAAAGCAGAGGAAGCCAUUCGGGGAAAAAACAACAGUUAUUGUUGUUGUUUUCGCAACAUACUACCUUAGUCAUGAGAAGUCAUCGCCAGUCUGUUUCAAAAAUCAGGCGCGUCUUCGCUUGUCCGAUUUACUGUUGAGCAAAGACGAAGCUAGAAGUCUCUUCGAACGUCGCUGCGUGUACCCACGGUGGGAAAACUAUUUCGACAGACUCUUCUAUUUGACCAGUGGCGCCGCUGCUGCUUUCACCAUUGCGAUGAAUCAAAUUACGCGUCGCAUUCAAGAGGGGGGCCACAACCGUGAUGAGGAAUUGUCCGAAAGCGAGGCUGUGGAAGAUUUGGUCGAGAAAAUACCACUUGACGAACUGAAGCGUUGCUUCCCUGUCGGAAAAGUUGAUUCUGUUUCCAACGCAGCCAUCUUGGAUGCUAUUGUUAACGCUUACCAUGUGGACAUGGGCGAAACAGCAGUGCCAAAUAGGGAAGAAGUGGAAGAACAACCCGUCACAAGAUUGAUCAAGGCUGGAAUUCUAGCAGAAACAGGGCGAUUUACAAGUCCUUUUGCUCAGAGAUUCUACUACCAGAUUGUAUUCCCACGUGCUCCAUCCAGCGCAGAUCUACCUCCAACAUUAGACGAACUGAUUAUACAGGCAACCCAGAAAUUGUCUGCUCGCCGACUCCGAGUAGCACGUCAGGAAAUAAAUGGUGUUCCAGCAGCUGUUUCAUGAAGCAAUGGCAUCAUUGCUACCAGUGUCUUAUCGCGUCAUUCCGGAACUCGGUACAAAAGCUGAGAUGCAUGGCAAGACUGUCACAGGAGAGUUGGAUUUCUACAUCAGGAACGGCCGGAAGUGGGCGCUGGAACUUCUUCGCGACGGAAAGGAAUUGAGGGAGCAUCUUAGCCGCAUCCCUGGAAAGUACAGGAACGCAGAGGCAACUUCUUGGCUCGUUGUCGACUGUCGCAUGAAUGUGACACCAAGGAAUAAGGAAGAAAAUCUGUGCAUUCUGGUUUUCGAGGAGAACUACAGGUCCUGUCGGUGCUACAUGCGUUGCAAAGAGCCAAUGACUAUCAAACUGGCUGCUUGAAACUCUUCGUAUGUCAUGUCGUAUUAUUUUGAUCUACCAUGCUAUCCAUGUAAUAACAAUGGAAUAAUCAACUUGUUAACUCC